AUGCAGAAGCAGCUGUACGAUUCCCACAUACUGCAGGGUUUCACUGGGGACCAUGCGGGAAUGGCACCCAAAGGGGGCGCAGCUGCGCCGUAUUCCUGGUUCUUCCUGGUCAUGCGGGACGGUCCCGGCGUCUUCCCGUCUUCCCGGUUCUUUCCGGUUCUUCCCGGUCAUGCGGACGGUCCCGGCGGUGUCGGGUCGGCGUCACUCCACGCAUUUCUGCAAAGGAUAGCGUUCAACAACAGUGCUGGAGAUGAAAUCACGCUCAAUGCUCGUGGAGAACUAGCAGGUGGAUUUGAUAUUACGAACUUGGUCACUUUUCCCAACAACUCCUAUGUCCGAAUCAAGGUUGGGAUGUUGGAUCCUCACUCUCCUCCAGGCAAGGAGCUCACCAUUCAUGAAGACACAAUUGAGUGGCACAAAAGCUUGAGUCAGGUGCCUCCACUGUCAGUCUGUAAUGACCCCUGUAUGCCAGGAUACAGCAGGAAAAAGAUGGAGGGGAAGGCGUUCUGCUGCUAUGACUGUGCUUCCUGUCCAGAUGGCAAGAUAUCAAGCCAAGAGGACAUGGAGGACUGUGCUGCUUGUCCAGAAGAUCACUAUCCAAACAGCAACCAAAAUCAAUGCAUCUCCAAGACCCCACAUUUCCUCUCUAUUGAAGAACAUUUAGGGAUUGCUUUCGUCUCCUUGGGUCUCUCUUUUUCUGCGCUGACAGCUCUGGUGCUUGGAAUCUUCAUUAAGCACCGGGACACUCCCAUCGUCAAAGCCAACAACAGAAGCCUCUCCUACAUUCUCCUGGUGUCUCUCCUUCUGUGCUCUCUCUGCCCACUGCUCUUCAUCGGACAGCCUCACCAGGUGACCUGCCUCCUCCGACAAACAGCUUUUGGCAUCAUCUUCUCAGUGGCUGUAUCUUCUGUGCUGUCCAAAACGGUGACUGUGGUGAUGGCUUUCAUGGCCUCGAAACCAGGAAACAUGUUCCAAAAGUGGGUGGGGAAAAGAUUGGCUCAUUCUGUGGUCUUCUCCUGCUCUCUUGUUCAAGUGGGCAUUUGUGCUAUUUGGAUGUGGACUUCCCCUCCUUUCCCACAUCUGGACAUGCACUCACUUACUGAAGAAAUCAUACUGGAAUGCAACGAGGGAUCCUUGACCAUGUUUUGCUGUGUCUUGGGCUACAUGGGCUUCCUUGCCACCAUCAGCUUCAUUGUAGCUUUCCUAGCCAGGAAAUUACCAGACAGUUUUAAUGAAGCCAAGUUCAUCACCUUCAGCAUGUUGAUCUUUUGCAGCGUUUGGCUCUCAUUUGUUCCAGCUUAUCUGAGCACAAGAGGGAAAGACAUGGUGACUGUGGAGAUUUUCUCCAUCUUGGCCUCCAGUGCUGGGUUAUUGGGCUGCAUCUUUCAGCCAAAAUGCUAUAUCAUCAUACUGAGGCCUGAGUUGAACAAUAGAGGGCAUUUGGGAAGACGUAAGUCAUAUGUAAUCCGGAAAAGAAGACCUUAUCAAUAACGGGGAAAAUUAAAGCAUUAAAAGUGUGUAUAAUGCCAAAAAUGUUUUAUUUAUUUAGAACUCUUCCUUUGGAAAUUAAAAAGAAGCAAUUUGAGGAAUGGAAUAGAAAGUUAAAAACACGGGUGUUUAAUCAACCCCCCCUCCCAAGAGUAAUGAAUAAAGUUUUAUAUAUGACCAAGAAAUACUUAGGAUGGGGUAUUCCAAAAAUGCAAGAUUAUUAUGAUGAAUUCCAAAUAAGAGUCUAAUGGGAAUAAAAGAGGAUAAUAGUGAGAAAUGGGUCAAGAUGGAAAAUGAAAUAAAUGGAGGAAUUGGUACAUAUGGGAUAUUUACUCACGAAAUGAAGAAAGGCAAUAACUUAAUAAGUGGACCAAGAAAGGUGAUAUUAGAUAUAUGGGAAAAAUGGAAGGAAAAAAUGGAUGCCUGGCAUUCUGGG
Molecule: messenger RNA, 1924 nt
Organism: Sphaerodactylus townsendi
Lineage: Eukaryota; Metazoa; Chordata; Lepidosauria; Squamata; Sphaerodactylidae
Product: vomeronasal type-2 receptor 26-like
Exons: 6
Coding region: 1-1491 (496 amino acids)
Biological process (GO): G protein-coupled receptor signaling pathway
Cellular component (GO): membrane
Molecular function (GO): G protein-coupled receptor activity
Source: RefSeq, a predicted model, not a curated record